Molecule: messenger RNA, 1062 nt
Organism: Cuscuta europaea
Lineage: Eukaryota; Viridiplantae; Streptophyta; Magnoliopsida; Solanales; Convolvulaceae
Source: the annotation of a GenBank genome assembly
CAGGAUUCGAACCCUCACCUAACUUGUUGCACUCCUCUCUGCCAGCCUUGGAGUUCCAAAACUCUUCAACAUGUUCUCCUUUCACACGCACACUUUGUGAAACACAGCCUACCAAGUCCAACCAUUUUAAUGAUUUCAAGAACCUUGCUCCUUGUUCUUCAAUCCGUAUUUGCAUCGUUUCAUAAAAAAAUCUUACUAGUCACUGAUUUUCAUAGAGGCAGAGUGUAGAGUAUGUCAAGGAUAUGGGCAAAGUUUGCGGGGAUGUUGAGCAACAGGAGUUUGGUAGGGGUAGAUAAAACUGGCAACCGAUACUUUACCAGAAAGGAGGAGAUUGAUGGUUUUAUGAAAGAGAAAAGGUGGGUGGUAUUUAAAGGAGAGCAUGAUCCAACCUCCAUCCCGGUUGAAUGGAUAUGCUGGUUGAAUGGACAACGGAAAAGUGCACCAACUUCUGAGGAGAUGGCUGAACUAGAUGCUAGAAGGGAGCGUCUUAAACUUAAUGUUGCUCGUAUGAAGGAGGAAGAGGAACGACUAGCCAGGGAAGGGAAGAUCAAGAAAUCAAGUGUGGGUAAACUUGCUGGUCCAGACCUGAAACAUUUUGUCGGGCAAUUUUCCAAUGCCUCUAAAGGUUAUACAGCUGCAGAACCCUCUAAUACACAGGACGUAAGCAGACAAAAAGCAAACGUGGAAGAAAGUCCACAUAACAUAAAAGAACAACCUGAGUCUUCCGAGCCAUCUGGAUCCGGAGAAUCCUUCAGACCAGGAACAUGGCAACCUCCUAGUUGAUAUUGUGAGAAAAGCAUGAAAGAUUCAAGUGUUCCUGAUUCACUAACUACUAAAAUGACAUAAUGGAUAGUUCCAUCAAGGAUAAAAUUAUUGCUGGACAUUUCGAUGUUGGAAAAUCUUUGGAAGAACUACAUUUUGUAUUUUUUGAAAUUUAUAAGGUAAAUGAGAUAUUGCCAGUAUAUUAGAUGUAUUUUCUGAUACAAAAUGUUUUCAGAGACAAAUUACGAAAUUAUGAUUGAAUUUUCAGAAAUGUGGGAACACUUUUACCAUUGAUAUCCA